Molecule: messenger RNA, 3556 nt
Organism: Closterium sp. Naga37s-1
Lineage: Eukaryota; Viridiplantae; Streptophyta; Zygnematophyceae; Desmidiales; Closteriaceae
Source: the annotation of a GenBank genome assembly
CAAGACGGACUGCCUUACCAAGACGGACUGCCUUACCAAGAGGGACUGCCUUAUCAAGACGGACUGCCUUACCAAGACGGACUGCCUUACCAAGACGGACUUCCCUACCAAGACGGACUGCCUUACCAAGACGAACUGCCUUACCAAGACGGACUGCCUUAUCAAGACGGACUGCCUUACCAAGACGGACUGCCUUACCAAGACGGACUGCCUUACCAAGACGGACUGCCUUAGCAAGACGGACUGCCUUACCAAGACGGACUGCCUUACCAAGAGGGACUGCCUUAUCAAGACGGACUGCCUUACCAAGACGCACUGCCUUACCAAGACGGACUGCCUUACCAAGACGGACUGCCCUACCAAGACGGACUGCCUUACCAAGACGGACUGCCUUUCCAAGACGGACUGCCUUACCAAGACGGACUGCCUUACCAAGACGAACUGCCUUCCCAAGACGGACUGCCUUACCAAGACGGACUGCCUUACCAAGACGGACUGCCUUACCAAGAUAGACUGUCUUACCAAGACGGACUGCCUUUCCAAGACGGACUGCCUUACCAAGACGGACUGCCUUACCAAGACGGACUGCCUUACCAAGACGGACUGCCUUACCAAGACGGACUGCCUUUCCAAGACGGACUGCCUUACCAAGACGGACUGCCUUUCCAAGACGGACUGCCUUACCAAGACGGACUGCCUUACCAAGACGGACUGCCUUACCAAGAGGGACUGCCUUAUCAAGAGGGACUGCCUUACCAAGACGGACUGCCUUACCAAGACGGACUGCCUUACCAAGACGGACUUCCCUACCAAGACGGACUGCCUUACCAAGACGACUGACUGUCUUUCCAAGACGGACUGGCUUUCCAAGACGGACUGCCUUUCCAAGACGGAUUGCCUUACCAAGACGGACUGCCUUUCCAAGACGGACUGCCUUACCAAGACGGACUGCCUUUCCAAGACGGACUGCCUUUCCAAGACGGACUGCCUUACCAAGACGGACUGCCUUUCCAAGACGGUCUGCCUUUCCAAGACGGACUGCCUUUCCAAGACGGACUUCCUUACCAAGACGAACUGCCUUCCCAAGACGGACUGCCUUACCAAGACGGACUGCCUUAUUAAGACGGACUGCCUUACCAAGACGGACUGCCAUUCCAAGACGGACUGCCUUACCAAGACGGACUGCCUUACCAAGACGGAAUGCCUUACCAAGACGGACUUCCUUACCAAGACGGACUGCCUUACCGAGACGGACUGCCUUACCAAGACGGACUGCCUUACCAAGACGGACUGCCUUUCGAAGACGAACUGCCUUACCAAGACGGACUGCCUUUCCAAGACGGACUGCCUUACCAAGACGGACUGCCUUUCCAAGACGGACUGCCUUUCCAAGACGGACUGCCUUACCAAGACGGACUGCCUUUCCAAGACGGACUGCCUUUCCAAGAUGGACUGCCUUUCCAAGACGGACUGCCUUACCAAGACGGACUGCCUUUCCAAGACGGACUGCCUUACCAAGACGGACUGCCUUACCAAGACGGAAUGCCUUACCAAGACGGACUUCCUUACCAAGACGGACUGCCUUACCAAGACGGACUGCCUUACCAAGACGGACUGCCUUACCAAGACGGACUGCCUUUCCAAGUCGGACUGCCUUACCAAGACUGACUGCCUUAGCAAGACGGACUGCCUUAGCAAGACGGACUGCCUUACCAAGAGGGACUGCCUUACCAAGACGGACUGCCUUACCAAGACGGACUGCCUUACCAAGACGGACUUCCCUACCAAGACGGACUGCCUUACCAAGACGAACUGCCUUCCCAAGACGGACUGCCUUAUCAAGACGGACUGCCUUACCAAGACGGACUGCCUUACCAAGAGGGACUGCCUUAUCAAGACGGACUGCCUUACCAAGACGGACUGCCUUACCAAGACGGACUGCCUUACCAAGACGGACUGCCUUACCAAGACGGACUACCUUACCAAGACGGACUGCCUUACCAAGACGGACUGCCUUACCCAGACGGACUGCCUUACCAAGACGGACUGCCUUACCAAGACGGACUGCCUUACCAAGACGGACUGCCUUACCAAGACGGACUGCCUUACCAAGACGGACUGCCUUACCAAGACGGACUGCCUUACCAAGACGGACUGCCUUUCCAAGACGGACUGCCUUACCAAGACAGACUGCCUUACCAAGACGGACUGCCUUACCAAGAGGGACUGCCUUACCAAGACGGACUGCCUUAGCAAGACGGACUGCCUUACCAAGAGGGACUGCCUUAUCAAGACGGACUGCCUUACCAAGACGGACUGCCUUACCAAGACGGACUGCCUUACCAAGACGGACUUCCCUACCAAGACGGACUGCCUUACCAAGACGGACUGCCUUACCAAGAUGGACUGGCUUUCCAAGACGGACUGGCUUUCCAAGACGGACUGCCUUUCCAAGACGGAUUGCCUUACCAAGACGGACUGCCUUUCCAAGACGGACUUCCUUACCAAGACGGACUGCCUUUCCAAGACGGAUUGCCUUUCCAAGACGGACUGCCUUACCAAGACGGACUGCCUUUCCAAGACGGACUGCCUUACCAAGACGGACUGCCUUACCAAGACGGACUGCCUUACCAAGACGGACUGCCUUACCAAGACGGACUGCCUUACCAAGACGGACUGCCUUACCAAGACGGACUGCCUUACCAAGACGGACUGCCUUACCAAGACGGACUGCCUUACCAAGACGGACUGCCUUACCAAGACGGACUGCCUUACCAAGACGGACUGCCUUACCAAGACGGACUGCCUUACCAAGACGGACUGCCUUACCAAGACGGACUGCCUUACCAAGACGGACUGCCUUACCAAGACGGACUACCUUACCAAGACGGACUGCCUUACCAAGACGGACUGCCUUACCCAGACGGACUGCCUUACCAAGACGGACUGCCUUACCAAGACGGACUGCCUUACCAAGACGGACUGCCUUACCAAGACGGACUGCCUUACCAAGACGGACUGCCUUACCAAGACGGACUGCCUUACCAAGACGGACUGCCUUUCCAAGACGGACUGCCUUACCAAGACAGACUGCCUUACCAAGACGGACUGCCUUACCAAGAGGACUGCCUUACCAAGACGGACUGCCUUAGCAAGACGGACUGCCUUACCAAGAGGACUGCCUUAUCAAGACGGACUGCCUUACCAAGACGGACUGCCUUACCAAGACGGACUGCCUUACCAAGACGGACUUCCCUACCAAGACGGACUGCCUUACCAAGACGGACUGCCUUACCAAGAUGGACUGGCUUUCCAAGACGGACUGGCUUUCCAAGACGGACUGCCUUUCCAAGACGGAUUGCCUUACCAAGACGGACUGCCUUUCCAAGACGGACUUCCUUACCAAGACGGACUGCCUUUCCAAGACGGAUUGCCUUUCCAAGACGGACUGCCUUACCAAGACGGACUGCCUUUCCAAGACGGACUGCCUUACCAAGACGGACUGCCUUACCAAGACGAACUGCCUUACCAAGACGGACUGCCUUACCAAGACUGA